This is a messenger RNA of Danio aesculapii, 1373 nucleotides long. RefSeq names its product CD37 molecule (gene cd37). NCBI's taxonomy places the organism in Eukaryota, Metazoa, Chordata, Actinopteri, Cypriniformes, Danionidae. Gene Ontology annotation, cellular component: membrane. The transcript is spliced from 9 exons. The record is from RefSeq and is a predicted model, not a curated record. The coding region runs from base 179 to 952 and encodes 257 amino acids.
CUUUCUACUGAAGUAAAGUCAAUGAUGCUUCGCACACAGGCAGGAAGUCAAGCAAUAAAGCCAAUCAGAAUUACGUUUUUUAUUCAUGCAAAAAAAAUUGUUUUACAUGAUCUCAUGUGCGGCUGCCACGUUUCAUUUGCCUGCUGUGUAAUCUCGCCAACUUUGUCCAGUUUAAGAUAUGGCAUCUGAAUGCUGUGUCAGUGUCACCAAAUACUUCCUCUUUCUCUUCAACUUGGUUUUCUUUCUCUUAGGAUCCCUCCUCUUAGCUUCGGGACUAUGGAUGCUAUUAUCAGACAUCAGCGAUAUAAAAACUUUCGUAGGUCCUAUUCUUCAAUAUAUAUCCAUCUCUCUUCUCUCCUACCUGCUGAUCGUCAGUGGCUCUGUAACCAUGUCUUUGGGCUUUUUUGGAUGUCUGGGUUCUCUGAAGACUGUCAAAUUCUUGCUGGCAACUUAUUUCAUCCUGUUGACGGUUCUGCUCGCAGCUCAGAUAGUGGGUGGUGUUCUUUUCUACACUAUGAAGAGCGAGCUGUCAAAUUCACUAGAGAAAGAAAUGGAUCUAAUACAGUCAAUUGGAAAGAAUGAUUCCAGUUUUAAAGAGACCAUGGAUUACAUCCAGAAGCAAGGAAAAUGCUGUGGUUGGGAGGGAAAAGCUGACUGGGGAGACUCUAUACCCUGUUCCUGCUAUAAUGAAACUAACACCAACGAUGCAACAAAUGAAACCAAAGAAAUAUGUGCCAAGUGUUUCCCACAUUCUUCAAAUACUCCACAAUUAACCUGCAUGAUUAAUAAUGAGAAAGGUUGCAAGGACUAUAUAGAGAACUGGCUGAAUGCCAAUCUUCACUUCAUUUUGGUGGUUAUUUUGGCCAUUUCUGUGGUGGAGAUAUGUGGUAUGAUCCUUUCGAUGUCUCUGUAUAAAGAGGGUUCAGUGAAUUACAGAAACAUCUUACUCUGAGAAGAGCAGGAUCUCUGAGGAGGAAAAGUCAAAAAUUCAUAAUCAGUGUUUCUCAAAUUUGGUCUUUGCUUAUUUUUUUGUUGUUGAUGUGUUUUUAAUUAUAUUUUUCUGUACAGUUUUUGAUUGGUUAAUGUGCAUUUUGCUCCUGGCUUGUUCAGUUUUCCUUGUAAUUCAGGCUUUUACUUCAGUAAAAUAAUUUCAACCUGUUCAUGCUAUGCUUAAUUGAUAUAUACUUUCCUUUCUUGAGUUUUGUAACAUGUGGAUGUGAUUGAGCGUUUUCUCAUUUGUUCAGGUUAGCCCCUGGGUCAGAAAAGACUGGGAACAUUUGGGUGGGACAGUGUAAUAUUUCACUAUUGUUGAGCACACAAAAGCAAAUGACCUCAAUAAUGUGGUGAUGUGUGAGAGAUACUGUUCUCAUGAA